Messenger RNA from Paramecium pentaurelia, 1498 nucleotides. NCBI's taxonomy places the organism in Eukaryota, Ciliophora, Oligohymenophorea, Peniculida, Parameciidae. The record is from the annotation of a GenBank genome assembly.
AUGAACCCACAACAGUAAUCUAAAACCAAAGUGUUUAACAAUUAGUAUUCCAUUGUUAAAAAGCUAUCUUCUGGAUCUUUUGGAGUUGUAUUUCUUGGCUAGGACAUUAUCUCCAAAUAAGAAGUGGCUAUAAAAGUAGAAAAAGAAGAGAAUGAAGAAGUCAAAUCAUUGGAAAGAGAAGUGCAGAUUUUAAAGAUUCUAGAUGGACUGGAGGGAUUUCCUAAAUAUUAUUGGUCAGGAGAAGAUCUUGGUUAUAACAUCCUUGUUAUUUAAUUGUUGGGCAAAGAUUUAGCUUUCCAUUUCAAAUAACUUAAGAAAUUCAACCUGAAAUCAGUUUUAACUAUUGGAAUACAAGCUGUAAAUUUAUUAGAGAGGGCUCAUUCAAAAGGAGUAAUACAUAGAGACUUAAAACCUGAGAAUAUGAUAUUAGGAAUAGGGAAUGAAAUUUCUAAGUUAUAUCUAAUUGAUUUUGGUAUCAGCAAAGUGUAUAGAGAUGAAAAAGGAAGACAUAUGUAAUUAUUCAAAUAGAAUUUAGUAUUUUCAAGGAUUAAAAGUCCUUUUUAGGAACCACUCGUUAUGCAUCAAUAGCAGCUCAUUUAGGUCAUGAAUUAGGACGAAAAGAUGAUUUAGAGUCUUUAAUGUAUAUUUUACUCUAUUUUUUACGUGGGUAAAUAACAAUUAUAAAUAAGGUAGUUACCUUGGUAGAACAUGGCCAAUGUAACAGAUGAUGAAAGAACCUAAAAGGUUGGAGAAUUGAAGUUAUCACUAGAAAAUGAAUUGUUUAGAGAUCAAGUUCCAGAGUUUUAGAAAAUUUAUAAGUAAUUUUUUCUAUUUAAUAAAAAAUAGUACAAUAAGAAGAUUACAAUUUAAAUAAGAACCAGAUUAUAAAAUGAUAUUAUAAGAACUCAGGAAAGCAGCAGAUUCUUAAAAUAUUAUUCUAGAUGGAAAUUAUGAAUGGUCUGAAAUAAGAUAAUCCACUCAUUAUUAAACAGAUACAAAUUAGAAUUUAAGUAAAAAAAAUAUUUAGUUUAAUAAUUCAAAUGAGAUGAAAAAAUCAAUUGAAAAAUAAUUAUCAGGUGCUAUUUAACAUGGGUAAAAGUAAUAAUUAAAUUUAAGUUCUUAAAACUUUUUAGCACCUCCUCCAUUAUCUUCUAGAAAUAAUACUGUUUAAAGAGAUGAUAUUAGAAAGAAUUCUAGUUUGACUUAGCAAAGUAGUAUAGGAAAUUACUGUUAAUCAUUGAAUCCAAAUUAUUAGAAAUCUUUUUGUGAUGAUAAAUUUGGUAGCAAAUAAGAUAUUUUAUAAAAUAAAUAAUAAAGUUUUGAUGAUGAAAAGAUUUCCAAUUUUGGAAGUAUUGAAAUUAUUGAAAAUAGAGAGCAUUAAGAACCUUUAGUAUAAAAAUAUGAAAAAAUUAGAAAAGGAAUUACAAUGUAUAAUAAUCAUUAUUAUUAUAUUAGUAAUCUUAUAUAAAGUUUGAAAAAGAAAAUGAAAAUGAAAUGA